Messenger RNA from Ilex paraguariensis (yerba mate), 1190 nucleotides. Lineage: Eukaryota; Viridiplantae; Streptophyta; Magnoliopsida; Aquifoliales; Aquifoliaceae. The record is from the annotation of a GenBank genome assembly.
AAAAACAUCGAAGAUAACCUAGUCGCACGGGCGCUGGCUGUUGCCGCUGCCAACUGAGCCAAGAGGAAGAAGGUUGUCCGGGAAAAAGCGGUGUCAAGAAGAGCUACAGAGAAGCAUAUGCCUGUUGUGGAGGUUUAGAUCUGAAUGUGCUCGAUUGAUUAGAGGGAAGCUGGAAGGUACAAUUUGUUUAUCUUUUCAAGAACAAUGAAAGGCCAAAGCAGUUACGUGCCACCUCGUUAUAUACCCUUGGGGCAGUCAGGGUCAGAGGCAGAGGGUGUUCCAAGUAGUGUUGCUAUCCAUGUUCAACAUCCCCCAAGUGAUGGUCCAGCGCAGUGGUCUUCUGGAAUCUGUGCUUGUUUCGAUGAUAUGCAGAGCUGUAUGCUACUUCCUGCCUUGUGAUCUUGAUUUAUCAGAAGGAAAAUAUUAAUGAAAGGUGCUCUAUGUGUAGUGAAAGAAAUUAAAUGAAUGUUGAUCUUCUGUUCCCUUGUAUUGCCACAUUAAGUAUGGAUUUUGAUAUGCAGUGAUGGAUCAAGAUUACAAGUAGGAUAUAUCUGUAUUACUAUUGAAAUUUGAACGAGCCACAAGCCCAAAAUAAGAGCUCUAAGAAGAGGGGUAGAGAAGAUUAUUGUACAACCCAAAAGAAGCCCCUAAAGAGAGGGAUCCAUCUGGGCUAGGCCUAAUGGGUUACAUUAAAUAUCAUUGCAAAGAAUGACAUUAUAGGAUGCAGAUUAGAUCAUUGAAUGAUAUUGUUUACGAUAUAUUUUAUUGUUUUUUUUGGUAUGAUGGCCACUUAACAAAUUACGGCUAUAAGUUGUCUACUUCAACAUUCUAACUGCCAAAUAGGACACUGUAUAAUCUCAAGAUAUUUAAUUAAGGGUAUUCUUGUAAUUUGUGGCAUAGUUUGAUAUAAUAUAAAUGUAGGUGAUGAGAGGAGAGAUGAGUUAACUUUUAUUCUCCUUAACCCUACUUUUGUAAUCUCUUUCUUAUUUCUUCUCCUCCCAACUUGGUAUCAGAGCGAUGUAUCAGAAAUUUGAAGUCACUAGAAUAUUCAGGAAAGCCUUGGAAGUGUAUUGGGGUCAUUGACAUCAUCGCCUGGAUGAUGAUGUCAUUGCCUGGAUGAUGAUGUCAUGCUGACUUAAGUGCUGGAAGGCCUGACUGAUCAAACUCAACAUGGUUUGGUUCAAGAGCUA